AUUGUCAAGGCAGUAGAGCUGACAGGAAGGGAUUUGAGUGCAGAGGAAAUUGCCGCUCUUCGAGAGGCUGACAAAAACAAUAGGCAGGCCAAUGACUAUGGAUGAUGUAACUGCCAUACUUGAGGCCAGAAAAAUCAAAGGAAAGCCACUAGAUCUGGUUGAAAUUGCUGCUCUCUUUGAAGCAACAAAAGCAGCAGAAAGAGCACUUUCAACUGAAGAGGUUUCCAGAGUUCUGGAAGACCCAGAAUCUGUGGAAGAAAUUCGAACAGCAGCUUUAGCAGAGCAGGUAGCAAAGUUGAAGGAGCAGGUGACAUUGCUUGGUGAACAGGUGAGCUCAGCUGAGGAAGUACGCUUCUCCUCAUUUGAAGAUGAGCCUGAGGAUAAACCCAAACUAGCAACAUUAGAAGAGAAGGCAGCCGAGGUAGAGGAAGAGGAAAUGAAAGACAAGGCUGAAGCAGAAGCAAGAGAGGAAGAAGAAGGAAGUUCUGAAGAAGUGUUUGUGGAUGUUGAAGAGGAGAUUGAAGAAGUUAGCCAGUUCAUGGCUCCACAAGCACCUGCUCCAACACCUGAGCAGGAAGAGCCUGUAACAGCUGGAUCAGUCUCAGACUCGGACCAGGUGGAACACCUGGCAGAGAUUCUCAAGACAAAACCACCGUUUGAGUUUGAGCAGCCGGCAAUGGGAGAUCAGGAAAUGCUGGCUUUGAUGGCCGAGGAAGUUGUCAUGGACCAGUUGUCUCCUAUCGAAGAGGAGACAGAACCGGGUUCGUCCUCCUCUGAGACAGAAGACGCACCCAGGAAAAGUCGGUCAUCGCAGGCCCUCAUGACUCCCAUUGAAGAGGAGACUGAUUCAGUCUUAUCCGACUCAGAGGCAAAGCCGGUUGAAAUGCAGAAAACGGCAGUUGAAGCCUAUCUGAAAUCACUCCCUUCACAGAUGCCAAUCAUUGAAGAAAGCACUGCAGAGUCAUCAGCUGCAGAGGAAUUAGUAGAACCUUCUCAAAAGGAAACGUUACCAAAGGCAACAGUCUCUGAGAUCAUAGAGCCUGCACCAAUUUUCUUUUCCUCUGUCAAGUCUCCCUUCCGUUCGAAGGCUCCGAUGGUGUUUGAGGCACGCCUGCCGCUUACCUCUGAUUCUGAGUCAGAAACAGAGCCGUUCGGCACACCACCAAAACAGCAGUACUUCCAGCCUAAAAGGCAGCCUAGCGGGCCUGUACGACUAACAUCCACCGGCAGGUCACCUGAGGAAAUCCGGAAACCCAUAGCUCAGAAAGUCUCAGCUGUACCAGGCACAACUCCUGUAGCUCCCAAACCAAAUGGCAGUAGUGUUGAAAUAGGGAAAACAUCCCCUUUGAUGAAGAAGUACCCAACACAACAAAGGUUUGAUGUGGAAGAAGAUGCACCUCAGUAUGCAGAACAGAAAGAGGAAAUCCCUCUGUAUGCACCAGAAGUAGUUCCAAAGCCUGUUUCCAGAGCUCCUCCCCCAGUUUUAACAGCACCUGUACAAUCUGUGAUUGCCCCACCCAUCGUAAGGCCACCAUCACCACCUGUAACUUACCAAUCAGCUAUACACGAGGCCCCACCGCUCCGACUGUCUCGCCCUGUGAGGGUCAAACCUAUACCACCUGUCCUCACCAUAGAACCAUCCCCAGAGAUGCCACGUAAACAAUUUGCUGAAGAAACGUCACCAGUUUUCCAAAGAACGCCUACUCCACCUGAGCCCUCUCCGGUUAAAAUGGCUCCAUUUCCAGCCUAUCAACAGAAAGUAUCACCAGUGUACACACCACCCAGGGUGGAGGGUAGACAACAAAAGGUAUCAACUCCUCCAAGUUUGCCAACUAGUCCGUACUUGAAGACACCUCCACCUGUACCACCAAAACCAAAGAGGCCAAAGUCAUGGGCAGGGUUGAGCCCUGUUAGCCCACUACAAAUGAAGUCUCCCACACCUUCUGAAGACACCGAGGUGAAGCAAAUUCUGCUCUCUCCUACCGAGGCUAAGGGUAAAGGCAUACCAACAGAGGAGGAUGUCCGUAUGUACAUCAGUCCUCUUCCACCCUUGGAGGUCGGUGAAGAGGAGGCAGACAAGCACGUGCAGAGGACGUAUGACGAGGAUGAGACUGGCAGUCUGACGUACCUGGAAACCGUGACUGUCACGUCUCCACCGCCCCAGCAACCCAGCCCGAUGCUGCAGGAGAAAAGUCCAACGUUUGUGGAAAGGGAGUACAGCGAAGACGAGACUGGAACUCUGACAUUCGCAGAAUCAAUCUCAAUACCAUCUGUGGAAGUGACUUCUGAGUCAGAGCUGGAGGCAGAUUUCAGGGAAGAGGAUGAGAUGGGAUAUGUGGAGCGUGAUUACGAUGUAGAUAAGUCAGGGAAUCUUAGAUACACCGAGGCAAUACGGUCUCCCUCUCCGCGCCUGUCACGGCCACAGAGUAUGACUGAGUCGGAGUUGGAGUAUGAAGCUGAGGAGGUGACCCAACUCCCACACCAACAGCCACGUCACCCGUCUUCUUCGGUACAGAUGUAACAGGAGCGGCAAAGUCACCCACCACACCUAGUCAGCUGAAAACACCUCCUGUAGUCCCACCCAAAACCUGGAAGGAGUUAGGCCUGCCAACUCCCUGGCCUGAGGGUUUCCAACCUUCCAAAACUCCAUCUCCUCAACCACCUACACACAAAGGGACAGGGACAGCUUCAGGGCCCCCAGAACCCCCUGUCAGAUCCUCAUCCAAAAAGCCAAUUCCUUCCCCACGGUCAUCAUUACAAGCCCCAAAACCCCUCCCAGAGCGAAAAAGACGUGAUUUCUGGCGAGGUGUAUAGAAUGAAAUUAUUUUUGUAGGUAACAAAGGGGAGGGAGAAUCUGACGGCUAACACUGUGGUAGGAAGGGGUGACUUUGCUGUUCUAAUCCAUGAAGUAUAUUCAGUACCUUAAUUACUUGUAUAUGAUCAACAAGUCUGCUGUACAGCAAAAGCAUUAUUACUUUGUAAAAAAUCUUUCUCAAUCUGGCAUUAAGAAACUAAAGCUGUCAUAUGGUAACCACUGCCUCGUAGUGAGAGUGAGUUAAAGUUGCAAAAUAUUUAAAAGAACACAACAUUAUCAUUUCUGAAUAUAAGUUAUUCUAUUGUAUCUUUGUAAGUCCAAAGAAAAGCGAGCAAGAUUUUGCUGCAUAAACUUAAAAUAUUGUAAUAGUGGCAGUAAGGCAUUUUUCUGCAUUGAGCAAAAAUCAUAUUCUUAAAAUGCUUCUCAGGGCAGAGGCUUGUAUUUUCAAAAGCUCAAUGAUAGCAUUUGAUUUUGCAGACUGCAUGUAAUGAUAGAAUAAGCAGAUGCAACAUAUUUUACUCAAGUGGCAUGUGUCAUCAGUGACAUUAGAGUCAUCGCAUUCACUCCCAAAAGCACAGGGUGAAUCGUUCUUAGCAGAUUCUUGUACCUUCAAUAGUACCUCUCUAGUGUACUCUCUAGGGCUGUUCCAAUGGAGGCAUGGAACACUGUCCCUAGAUUAGUAUGAUAUCUGCAGCAAUACUUUCAAUUGGGACAUGUCCCAUCCAAAAACAACAAAAAAAUUGAAUUUUAAAAAAUCACCGUAAAUAAGAUGCAUGUCACUUUUCUAGUGUAGUCCUAUUGAAGGUCCAAUAUUAACUGCACUUCCCCAUCCAAUGUAGUUGAGAGUUGACACUAAAAGUGUUCUGUGGUCAAGUACUGCCUGGGUUUUCAUUGUUAUUUUCUUAGAUGUGUGACAUGAAGAUGUAGUCUUGCCAUUUGUGUUGUAUUUUACUUCUGAGGAACCAAACUUGACUGCCACGUUGGCCCCAUGUCAGGCAUUGUUUCCAGUGGUUAGGGUUAGGUCAGGUGAUGAUAGGAAAGGGACUAGAGAUAGUGUCAGGAACGGGUCUCUAUUUCAAAUGUACUGUACUGUAUGAUGUUUUGUGGGGCCAACGCGGCAGCCAGAAAGGUUUGGUUUAACAGCAGUGAGGACAAUAAUAUUGUGGUAUUG
Messenger RNA from Branchiostoma belcheri (Belcher's lancelet), 3986 nucleotides. Its product is annotated as proline-rich protein 36-like. Lineage: Eukaryota; Metazoa; Chordata; Leptocardii; Amphioxiformes; Branchiostomatidae. Bases 92 to 2521 code for a protein of 809 amino acids. The transcript has a single exon. The record is from RefSeq and is a predicted model, not a curated record.